CUGGCAGCCCGCGGCCGGGCCGGACCCGGAGCGGCGGGAGGGGCGGGGUGCUGCGGCCGCGCCGGGCGCCUCCCACCCCGCCCUCGGCGCCCCCGCCCCUCCAGGAAGGGGAGGAGGCGAGGGGAGCCCGCCGCCGAGGCCGACGAGCCCCCCGCCCAGCCUGGGGUCCCCUGCCCAUGAGGUGGACGCCCCCCGGGAGCCCUCGGGUGCGGAGCCAGGCGCGAAGGUCUUGAGUCAGAGCACCAGCCUUGGGGACCCUGGACCACUGUCAUGGAGACUGAGAGUGAGCAGAACUCCAACUCCACCAAUGGGAGUUCCAGCUCUGGGGGCAGCUCUCGGCCCCAAAUAGCUCAAAUGUCACUGUAUGAACGGCAAGCAGUGCAGGCUCUGCAGGCACUGCAGCGUCAGCCCAAUGCGGCUCAGUAUUUCCACCAGUUCAUGCUCCAGCAGCAGCUCAGCAAUGCCCAGCUGCAUAGCCUGGCUGCCGUCCAGCAGGCCACCAUUGCUGCCAGUCGGCAAGCCAGCUCCCCAAACACCAGCACCGCGCAGCAGCAGACUGCCACCACCCAGGCCUCAAUCAAUCUGGCCACCACGUCGGCCGCCCAGCUCAUCAGCCGAUCCCAGAGUGUGAGCUCUCCCAGUGCUACCACUUUGACCCAAUCUGUGCUACUGGGGAACACCACCUCCCCACCCCUCAACCAGUCCCAGGCUCAGAUGUAUCUACGGCCACAGCUGGGAAACCUAUUGCAGGUAAACCGGACCCUGGGCCGGAAUGUGCCUCUAGCCUCCCAGCUCAUCCUGAUGCCUAACGGGGCAGUGGCUGCAGUCCAGCAGGAGGUGCCAUCUGCUCAGUCUCCGGGAGUUCAUGCAGAUGCAGAUCAGGUGCAGAACUUGGCAGUGAGGAACCAACAGGCCUCAGCCCAAGGCCCUCAAAUGCAAGGCUCUACUCAGAAGGCCAUUCCUCCUGGAGCAUCCCCUGUCUCUAGCCUCUCCCAGGGUUCCAGCCAGGCCCUAGCUGUGGCUCAGGCUUCCCCUGGGGCCUCAGGCCAGUCCCUCAACCUUAGUCAAGCUGGUGGAAGCAGUGGAAAUAGCAUCCCAGGGUCCAUGGGUCCAGGCGGAGGUGGCCAGGCGCCUGGAGGCUUGGGUCAGUUGCCUACCUCAGGAAUGGGGGGUGGUGGGAGCUGUCCCAGGAAGGGCACAGGAGUGGUGCAGCCCUUGCCUGCAGCCCAAACAGUGACUGUGAGUCAGGGCAGCCAGACAGAGGCAGAAAGUGCGGCAGCUAAGAAGGCAGAAACGGAUGGGACUGGUCAGCAGAACGUGGGCAUGAACCUGACACGGACAGCUACACCUGCUCCCAGCCAGACCCUUAUUAGCUCAGCCACCUACACACAGAUCCAGCCCCAUUCCCUGAUUCAGCAACAGCAACAGAUCCACCUCCAGCAGAAACAAGUGGUGAUCCAGCAGCAGAUUGCCAUCCACCACCAGCAACAGUUCCAGCACCGUCAAUCGCAGCUACUCCACACAGCCACACACCUCCAGUUGGCCCAGCAGCAGCAGCAGCAGCAACAGCAGCAGCAGCAGCAGCAGCAGCAAGCCACAACCCUCUCUGCCCCUCAGCCACCACAGGUCCCACCUACUCAGCAGGUCCCACCUUCCCAGUCCCAGCAGCAAGCCCAAACCCUGGUUGUUCAACCCAUGCUUCAAUCUUCACCCUUGUCCCUCCCACCUGACCCAACUCCCAAGCCACCCAUCCCUCUCCAAUCCAAACCACCUAUAGCACCGAUCAAGCCUCCUCAGUUAGGACCUGCUAAGAUGUCAGCUUCCCAGCAACCACCACCCCAUAUCCCUGUGCAAGUUGUGGGCACUCGACAGCCAGGUACAGCCCAGGCACAGGCUUUGGGGUUGGCACAGCUGGCAGCUGCUGUGCCUGCUUCCCGGGGGAUGCCAGGUACAAUGCAGCCUGGUCAGGCCCAUUUGGCCUCUUCGCCACCAUCAUCCCAGGCUCCUGGUGCACUGCAGGAGUGCCCUUCCACACUGACCUCUGGGAUGACCCUUGCUCCUGUGCAGGGGACAGCACAUGUAGUAAAGGGUGGGGCUACCGCCUCCUCACCUGUUGUAGCCCAGGUCCCUGCUGCCUUCUACAUGCAGUCUGUGCACCUGCCGGGCAAGCCCCAGACAUUGGGUGUGAAACGCAAGGCUGAGUCUGAGGAGGAAAGAGAUGAUGUCUCCACAUUGGGUUCAAUGCUUCCUGCCAAGGCAUCUCCGGUAGCAGAGAGCCCAAAGGUCAUGGAGGAGAAGAGCAGUUUUGGAGAGAAAGUUGAAUCAGUGACCAGUGUGAAUGCUAAUACCCCAAACAGUGAACUAAUAUCCUUGGCACCUGCGCCAUCAGCACCACCUCCUACACUAGCCAUGGUGUCCAGACAGAUGGGCGACUCAAAACCCCCACAGGCCAUUGUGAAGCCUCAGAUUCUCACCCACAUCAUUGAAGGCUUCGUCAUCCAGGAAGGAGCAGAACCUUUCCCGGUGGGUUGUUCUCAGUUACUGAAAGAGUCUGAGAAGCCUCUACAGACUGGCCUCCUGACAGGGCUGAAUGAGAACCAGUCAUGUGGCCCCUUGGGAGGGGACAGCCCAUCUGCUGAGCUAGAUAAGAAGGCCAAUCUCCUGAAGUGCGAAUACUGUGGGAAGUACGCCCCUGCAGACCAGUUUCGAGGCUCCAAGAGAUUCUGCUCCAUGACUUGUGCCAAGAGGUAUAAUGUGAGCUGUAGCCACCAGUUUCGGCUGAAGAGAAAAAAAAUGAAAGAGUUUCAAGAAGCCAAUUAUGCUCGUGUUCGUCGGCGUGGACCCCGCCGCAGCUCCUCUGACAUCGCCCGUGCCAAGAUCCAGGGCAAGCGACACCGGGGUCAAGAGGACUCUAGCCGGGGUUCAGAUAAUUCCAGUUAUGAUGAAGCACUCUCCCCAACAUCUCCUGGGCCGUUAUCAGUGAGAGUGGGGCAUGGAGAUCGAGACCUGGGGAACCCCAAUACAGCUCCACCUACCCCAGAAUUACACGGCAUCAACCCUGUGUUCCUGUCCAGCAAUCCCAGCCGUUGGAGUGUAGAGGAGGUGUAUGAGUUUAUCGCUUCUCUACAAGGCUGUCAAGAGAUUGCAGAGGAGUUUCGUUCCCAGGAGAUUGAUGGACAGGCCCUUUUAUUACUUAAAGAGGAACAUCUUAUGAGUGCCAUGAACAUCAAGCUGGGCCCAGCCCUCAAGAUCUGCGCCAAGAUCAACGUCCUCAAGGAGACCUAAGGUGGCCUUCUUGCACAAAGCAGCCUAAGGCAGACACUCCCCACUGUCCAGGCUAUAACCUGCCUGGUGCCCGCAGACUUUACAGGGAAUAAAUAACUUUUCCAAUUACAUAAAUCUGUGGAGGGGAUUUCUAAGACAGGGAAAGAAUGUGCAAGAAUUGGUUGCUGGUGCUACAUGGUGGAGCUUGGACAUUUUCUCUGGGUUCUACUUUAUUUUCUAAAAUCUUUACAGUUCUUACCAUUUUCACCUACCCUAAUCCAAUCUUUAUAAAAAUGAACUCUAUAGAGAACUAGUACUGCUCAGCCUUUUUCUGGAGUGGGGUAGCCAGGGUCUUAGUUCUCCAAUAAGAUACAGUAUGGCAAGGCAAGGCAAUGGGUGGAAGGUAGGUGUACCUCCCCAAUGGGAGGAGGGGGGGUCUUCUAGCUUGACACAAGCGGUAAAAUCCAAUACUCCCUCUGGAUUGUCGGACUGUAGCUAUGGCCCAGUUUUCUUUGUCAUCAUCCACUCCCUUACUAUUGAACAUUUUCUCCUCCAUCCAUGGCAGGCUCACCAGCUAGUGUAGGCACUUGGCUGGCAUCAUUCUGAUUUGCUGCAGGGACUAAGUGUUUGGCACACAUGUGGCUGUCGUCAUUCUUCCUGUAUCCUCCCUACUCCCUUCCAAUUUAUCUGAUGUCUUCUACCUUUUUAGUUCCAACUCUGCUGUGUCCAAUAGCUUUAUAAAACAGGAGUGUGUGGAGCUGAGGUCAGGAGGAUAAAUGCCUGCCUUAGGCGCUAUUCCUUAUACAACAAAAAUAUUCAGUAUUUUUUUCCUCUUCAGUAAAAGGAUAAAAAUUGGUCUCAGUUGUCUCUUACUCUAAUCCAGUGUCUUUAGUCUCUACCUUCUUUCACACAAAUGACUAGGCCAAUAUGUGUUUUUUUUUUUUUUAAUCUUUCAAGUGUUUUUGUACAAAAAUGUUAGGGUUUGUUUUUUUUUUCAUUUUUAAAACACUAGAGUGUGGGGAGGGGUGUGAACAAAUAACAAAAAGAUGUUUUCUGUAACAUUAUUUUCCCUGUUUAUAAAGAAAAAAGUCAUUCCAACAGUAUUUAAAAGUCCAAGGAUGAAAUAAUAUCAUUUUCUCCUCUAAGGCUAUAAAAGGCCCCUGCCUGUUGAUUCCAUCCUCUGGUGCCCUGUGGAGCCAGGUUACUCUUCAAUGGCACAGGUUCACUAUUAAAUAAAGAUCAGGCCAGGUUUCUGGGCACAUGGCCUAAAUAGAAAGGUGGAGAGCAUUAAAAACUCCCCACAGAAAUGUGGGCAAGAAGAUACUUCCCUGAGCCAGAAGCAGGGACAGGCAUAGUAGAAUCCCACGCCUAGAGCAGAGAAUGCAGAGCCCUAGAUGUCCUGCUUCUACCUCCAUUCCCUUUCCAGAAGAUUGAAAAAAUAGUCAAAAUGACAAGCCUGUGAAGAAAGUGCUACCUGUUUAGAAACACUGGUAAGAAAGGCUUUACCAACUUUUACUCCAAGUGGGAGAGAUCACUUUCAGUUUCCCUGUUUAACGAUCAGACCUGUGGGUUAGGCAUUUUGGCUACAUGUGAACUAGUAACUACAAGACCACAAUCCAGGGCCAAUUCCAGCUACAAAGUUACUAAAAUGCCAAUGAAUGAUGUGAUGGUACCUUAUACUCCUCUAACUGGGAAAUUUCACUUUUUCCCAUCCUAACCCCACAGGUGGGAGAAGCAGGUCUACCACAUCCCCAGGUUCAGACCAAAUGACUACUUGGACUACAACCAAGUAUUGACUGCAAAGCAGUUCCAAGCAGCAGGAACUUACAUGCAAAUUCUCAUGGAGACUAUGAGCAUGAAAGCAAUCAAACCUUGUAUAAAUAAUGUUUCUUUCCUUUUUUUU
This is a messenger RNA of Myotis daubentonii (Daubenton's bat), 5167 nucleotides long. It is a transcript of the gene PHC1, whose product is annotated as polyhomeotic homolog 1. Lineage: Eukaryota; Metazoa; Chordata; Mammalia; Chiroptera; Vespertilionidae. Gene Ontology annotation, cellular component: nucleus; PRC1 complex. The record is from RefSeq and is a predicted model, not a curated record. Gene Ontology annotation, biological process: negative regulation of DNA-templated transcription. Gene Ontology annotation, molecular function: chromatin binding; histone binding; zinc ion binding.